GUUUCAUGCAGUGGUCCAGUUAGACUUCAUUUUUACUUUAUUUUAGAUGAAAAGCAUCGAAUCAGCAGGUUUUGUUUGAAAACAUUUGUAAGUGUAUUGCAGGCCAAAAAUUGUGAGUAAAAAAAUGGUUUUUGUUGAAUACACAAAUAAAAAAAGCCAUCAAAGAUGGAUCACACAAUCCUGGGAGCUCUUCACACUGAAGUAAAAGUGAAGAUUGUGUGGAUCUAGUUGAAAGAAAAGAAAACGGGGUUUCCCUUCUACCACGUACGUAAACUUCUCUCAAGUAUGAUGCAUCACGCAUUAUCUCGGUGCAGUGGCCGUGAAUAAAGCAGCUAAAGUUAACCACAGUAAAAGGGAGAUUUUGCUAGGCCGUGUGAAGCCUAGUAGCCAAUCUGCACCAUCGAAAGUUCACCACCAAAAUACUCCCAUCUCAAUCCUUGCCAACCUGUGCUCUAUGCUGGUGGAGUUCGAAGCAGUUAACUGCCUUUUGAGCAAAAAGAUGGUCAGAUUGAUCAUGGUCCGAAGGGUUGAUUGUUAUUUUUUUGGGGGGGGUGGGGAAAUGAACUGUAAGGAUGCUUGAACCUUAGUUCUCUGGAACUCUAUAGAAGUAAAAUGGCUGCAUACUUCUUUUCCUCAGAAAAGAGCUACUUUCAUUUUCUCUCUACUCUUUUUUCUUGCAUUUCUAAAAUUGCUGUAAAAAAAAGACAGAGGAACUUUACAAAGAAAAAAAAUUGCGCAUUUGUAGAGUUGGAAAGAUGGACUUGUUACCGGAUUUCCGAUCACACCCCGUAACGACGGCACUACUGUGCAUAUCCGGCUUCCUGCUAAUUUUAACUGCCUUUGAUAUCUUGCAUCCGAUUCAGUUGGUGUAUAGUCCGACCCUCGUGUAUGAUCAAAAACAGUAUUGGCGCUUAGUUACCUGUUUUUUAUACUUUGGUGAAUUCAAAUUAAACACAUUGCUCCAUUUGAACUGGGUUGUUUACAUGAGUGGUGUGAUUGAGCAGCAUUUCUUUAUUAAACGCUCUUUAGAUUACAUCUGGCUGCUUUUCCUGGGCUGUAGCAUGAUUCUUUUUAUUCGAUCCAUCCGAGUGAUAGACUUGCCAUACCUGAGCGUCGUGCUUGGGAAUAUGCUUCUUUACUUGGUCAGUCGCAUACUCCCGCGACACAAUGUUAACAUUGUUGAGAUCAUUGAAAUUCCAGUGCGGAUGUUGCCUAUUGUUUAUGUUUCCAUUGGCACUGCAAUGUAUGGACUGUCUGGGAUCAAGAUAAACUUGGUUGGAUACUUUGUAGGCCAUGUACUUUGGUAUUUUUCAGAAAUUUUCCCACACAUCACAGGGCUACAUCUGCUGCGAAUUCAGCAUCGUAUUGAACGACUCUUAGCUUGAAAUGUAAUAAAAUAUGGCCUAGCAAGUGUUUGAUUGAGAAAUUGGAAUGGGAAAAGACCAAAAAAUCUUGAUGUUGGUGUCGUUUUUCCCCCUUUUUUGAA
Phytomonas sp. EM1 is the source of this 1486-nucleotide messenger RNA. NCBI's taxonomy places the organism in Eukaryota, Euglenozoa, Kinetoplastea, Trypanosomatida, Trypanosomatidae. The record is from the annotation of a GenBank genome assembly.